Messenger RNA from Conger conger (European conger), 1650 nucleotides. It is a transcript of the gene mcrs1, whose product is annotated as microspherule protein 1. The record is from RefSeq and is a predicted model, not a curated record. Gene Ontology annotation, cellular component: NSL complex; Ino80 complex; MLL1 complex. Gene Ontology annotation, molecular function: protein binding; G-quadruplex RNA binding. The transcript is spliced from 15 exons. Lineage: Eukaryota; Metazoa; Chordata; Actinopteri; Anguilliformes; Congridae. The coding region runs from base 203 to 1624 and encodes 473 amino acids. Gene Ontology annotation, biological process: positive regulation of transcription by RNA polymerase II.
GAUAUUACGUAAUUUCCGCGGGUGUCCGGAAGUUGAGAUGGGGCCGAUGGAUUGUUCGUAGUGUUGGAAAUAUUGUCAAAAUCUCACUAUUAAUAAUCAAGACACUAUCGAGAGGACUCAUAUUUAAAGAACUGAUCGCUUAAAAACUCCUGAAUAAAUGACCUGGUCACCCACUUAGAAGAAGUGGAUCUCACACGAGGCCAUGGAUAAGGACAUGCUAGGAGGGGUUGCGGAUCCGAUGGUGGCCGGGGCAACAGCAGGGAGCGCCACUGCACUGAGUCGAUCGGAGGACGAGGAGUCGGCAGGUGGCAAAGACGUCAAAAGAACAGCAACACAAGCAUUCAGUGGGGUGGUCCCGAAACGCAGAAGCUCUUCUAGGUCCAUCAAGCGGAAGAAGUUUGAUGACGAGCUGGUGGAGAGCAGUCUGGUGAAGUCAUCCAGUCGGGUCAAAGGGCCGCCCGUGAUGGAGCCCGCCCGCUUCUCCGGGAGCGAGACCUCCUCGGCCGAGAAAAAGAAGGUGUCCAAGUCCAGCAUGUUGCCGGCGCCCCCCAUGGCCGCCGUGGUGACACCGUUACCCAUCACCAAGCGGGUGAAGAAGAGCCGGCAGCCGCUGCAGAUCACCAAGGAUCUGGGCCGCUGGAAGCCCGUGGACGACCUGCUGCUCAUCAACGCCGUGCUGCAGACCACGGACCUGACCGCAGUCCACCUGGGCGUGAAGUUCAGCUGCCGGUUCACCUUACGGGAAAUCCAGGAGCGGUGGUACGCCCUGCUGUACGACCCAGUCAUCUCUAAGUUAGCCUGGCAGGCCAUGCGGCAGCUCCAUCCAGAAGCCAUUGCAGCCAUCCAGAGCAAAGCCCUCUUCAGCCAGGCAGAGGAGGCCCUGCUGGCCAAGAUCGGCUCUUCAACCCAGCCCAAGCUCGAGGUGUUCCAGGACUUGCUGAACAAGCACCCGGGUGUGUUCUACCCCUCCCGCACCCCCAAGAGCCUCCUGGUGCACUGGCAGCUGCUCAAACAGUACUACCUGCUGGAUGACCAGAGCGUUCAGCCUCUGCCUAAAGGAGACCAAGUGCUCAAUUUCUCCGACGCCGAGCAGCUGGUGGACGAGGCCAAGCUGAAGGAAAGCAGGGAUGAGGUGCUGGAGCACGAGCUGAUGAUCGCUGACCGGCACCAGAAGCGAGAGAUCAGACAGUUGGAGCAGGAGCUUCCACGCUGGCAGGUUCUGGUGGACAGCAUCACAGGAAUGAACUCCCCUGACUUUGACAACCAGACUUUGGCAGCGUUACGCGGGCGAAUGGUGCGCUACCUCAUGAGGUCCAGAGAGAUCACAUUGGGCCGGGCCACCAAGGACAAGCAGAUAGAUGUGGACCUGUCUCUGGAGGGGCCCGCCUGGAAGAUCUCCAGGAAACAAGGGAUCAUCAAGCUGAAGAACAACGGGGACUUCUUCAUCGCCAACGAGGGCCGCAGGCCCAUCUACAUCGACGGGAGACCAGUACUGUCAGGGAACAAGUGGAAACUCAACAACAACUCUGUGGUGGAGAUUGCGGGCCUUCGCUUUGUCUUCCUCAUCAACCAGGAGCUGAUCGCCCUCAUCAAAGCCGAGGCAGCCAAGAUGAACCAGCAGUGAGGGCGGGGGGCCAGGGGCCAGGGGAC